Chondrus crispus (carragheen) is the source of this 2127-nucleotide messenger RNA. RefSeq lists its product as hypothetical. The transcript is spliced from 2 exons. Lineage: Eukaryota; Rhodophyta; Florideophyceae; Gigartinales; Gigartinaceae. The coding region runs from base 1 to 1947 and encodes 648 amino acids. Gene Ontology annotation, biological process: cysteinyl-tRNA aminoacylation. Gene Ontology annotation, molecular function: ATP binding; cysteine-tRNA ligase activity. The record is from RefSeq and is a predicted model, not a curated record. Gene Ontology annotation, cellular component: cytoplasm.
AUGGGCGACCAGCAAGGCUACUAUCCAUGGCAAGGGCCCGAUGACCCAUCCAAGAGCCGCUUGAAAGUUCUCAACAGUUUUACUGGCCAGAAAGAGCCAUUUGUACCACGCGAUGGCGGCAAUCGGGUCUCUUGGUAUAUAUGCGGCCCUACUGUUUAUGACUCUGCUCAUGUCGGGCAUGCCUCCAAUUACGUCCGCUUUGAUGUUGUUCGACGUAUCUUGAGUGAUUAUUUUGGUUACGACCUUGUCGUUCAAAUGAAUGUCACGGACAUUGAUGACAAGAUUAUCAAAAGAGCAACCGAGCGCAACCUAUCUUUUGAAGUAUUAGCACAUGAAUUUGAAACCGAGUUCAUGGAGGACAUGGAUAGCCUCAACGUCAAGCGACCGGAUUUUCUCACACGCGUCUCUGAGUACAUUCCCGAAGUAAUUGAUUACAUUAGGCAAAUCAUCCAAAAUGGCUUCGCCUACGAAAGCGCAGGAUCAGUUUACUUUGACACGGGUGCCUUCACUGAUGCAGGACACAACUACGGAAAACUUGAACCUGGCUCAGUCGGCAAUCAAUCGCUUAUCGCAGAGGGUGAGGGAGCACUCACAGCUGCAGACGCCUGCAUUAGAUCUCAGAAGAAGGCUCCAGGUGACUUUGUUCUUUGGAAGAAGAGCAAGAAGGGUGAGCCCUCGUGGGAAUCGCCCUGGGGGCCAGGCCGUCCGGGGUGGCACAUCGAGUGCUCAGCCAUGGCCUCCAACGUCUUGGGACCUAUAAUUGAUAUCCACGCUGGAGGUGUCGAUUUACGUUUUCCGCAUCACUCAAACGAAGUAGCUCAAGCGGAAGCGUAUCACAGCUCGCACAAUUGGGUCAACUACUUUCUUCACGCCGGACAUUUACACAUUGAGGGGCUAAAGAUGUCCAAGUCGUUGAAAAACUUCAUUACCAUUCGUAAUUGCUUGCAACGAUAUAACGCUCGCCAGAUGCGCCUUGCCUUCCUAUGCCAUCGCUACGACGCCCCCAUGAUCUAUGCUGAACACGCCAUGGAGGAGGCCGUCAGUGUAGAUAGGACCUUCAUUGACUUCUUCGGUACUUUGAAGGCAACAAUACGCGAGGUUGAACGCAAGGACCCUGUUGCAAGGGUGAUGAGGCCACUAGACAUGGAAAGAGAACUUAGCACAGAACUAGAGCGUGCCCAGGAAACGAUUCAUAAUAGCCUGGCCGACAACUUCGACACACCGAGCGCGCUCCGUGAAAUCCAAAAUCUGGUAAGGUCCACAAACGCAUACAUGGCACAUAGAGGCACCGAGAGUAAUAAUCUUCUGUUGGAAGGGAUUGGAGGUUAUAUCUCGAAGAUGUUGAGCGUGUUUGGGUUGUCACAUGACAAUGCAGCAAGCAGUAAUUUGCGGUACGGGAGCAAGGCCGAGGACGAAUCUAGCGACAGCACUCUGGCUAACGUUUUGGAUGCGUUUUGCCAAUUUAGAGAUACGGUAAGGAGUGAAGCUAGGAAGGAGAAUUCAGCUGGGAUGCGAAAGAUCUUGUCACUCAGUGAUAGCGUGCGAGACGACGACUUGCCGAAACUUGGAGUGCGGCUGGAAGAUCGAGGGGUGGAUCAACCGGCGAUGUGGAAAUUGGAAGAGGCAGAAACGCUAGUUAUGGAAAUUCAAAGGAAACGAGAAGCAGAGGCAUCGAGGAGGGAAGAGAAAGAGAGGAAGAGGUUGGCGAGAGAAGCGAAACUUAGGGAAGAUUUAGAAAAGGGCCGACUGUCGCCGGAGGUGUUGUUCAAGGAGAGUAAGGAAUAUGCUGGCAAGUAUAGGGCGUUCGAUGAGCAAGGAAUGCCGACAAUGGACGCUAACGGCGAAGGGCUGAGCAAAUCUGCACUGAAAUCUCUUGCAAAAGCACGCACCAGACAAGAAAAAUUGCAUGCCAAGUUUCUGGCUGCGAACGGAUCACAACCAACAUAGGAGUGAGUGGGGCGGGGCUACCGGGCUUAGGAAUGUACACGCCGAGGGCAUGUGCAUGUCCAUCUUCAGGGUGGAGCGUGAGCUUCGUAAACAAUGCCAAACUAAUUUAGCAUCGAAUGACAGGUAGUCCACUGUCCGUAAAACGGACGUGUGAAUAUGUGUCUUUUCAUUCCCAUGUGU